This is a messenger RNA of Rotaria sordida, 1335 nucleotides long. NCBI's taxonomy places the organism in Eukaryota, Metazoa, Rotifera, Eurotatoria, Philodinida, Philodinidae. The record is from the annotation of a GenBank genome assembly.
AUGUUUCAAACAAAUGAAACAUUUACUACUAGUAUAAUUGCAUAUGAUAAUGAAAUUGAUAUUUUUUUAAAAUUUAUUAUUAUUAUUUAUACCAGUUUUGAACAUUAUUCGUAUUUUAAACCGAUAAUAAAGUCAAAUACUGAUUUUUUCCCACAACAGUCAUCAAACUUAAAUACUUUAUCUAUACAACGAGCUAUUCUAGUUUUCUAUCCAUCAAGUCAAGAAAAAUAUUAUUUACCAGAAAUUCGAUGGUUAUAUAGAUCAUGGAUUGAAAUGAUUAAAUAUGAAUCAAAUCAAUGGCGAACAGAUCUUAUCAUAUUUACUGAACAAUAUUCAUCAUCACUUAUACAACUUGGAUGCUUAGUUAAUCAAAUACGCACAAAUAAUGAUGAACAACCAAAAUGUCGAGUAUUUAUUUAUCUUCGAAUAUCAGCUCGUCAUAUAAAUUCUUUAACUAAACAACAAACAAUAUUUGCCAAUGAUAGUGAAAAAAAUUUAUUUCAUAUUGAUAUUUCACGUUCAAUUUUAUUGUAUAAUCAUUUAAGAACAUAUCCCUAUAUUGAUUCUGUAAAUAUUAUUGCAGAAAGUUAUUCAAUAUAUUCAUAUUAUGAUUUUAUUCUUAAAACUGAUCUUGAUGUUUUUAUAACAAAACAAUUUGCUAAUUAUAUACCAAAUACAUUGAAAACAUUAAUUGCUGGUCGUGGAGGUUAUUCAACACAAUUUAAUACACUUCGUCUUGGACGUAUUGCUAGAGAUAUGAAUUGGAAAUAUCAAAAUUUGACUAAUGUUGGAUCAACAUGGUAUGGAUCACCAUAUGUUGCUCAGCGCAUAGCAAACUUAACUUUAGAUGCUAUACUUCAUUUAUUUAUCAAUGAAUUUUGUGCUGCCGAACGAGAACAAAAAGUUGGAACUUUAUUAUGGCCUGAUUGGCAUUAUGGUGUAUUAAGUAUGUAUGGUACUCAUUUAGCAGUCAAUCAUUUGGUAAAUUCAGAAAAGCUUGAUGUACAAAAUGGUUCUGAAUUAUUAGAUCAAUCAACAACAAAUAAUGAUCAAAAUGAUAUAGAAAAAAAUAAUCGUUUACAUUUACAUUGUUGGCAUACAGAUGCACCAUUUUCAAAAUUUCAAUUUAAAGAAAAUAAAUAUAAUCAUAUAGAUCCACAUGCACUGAUUAAUGAUAGAUCAUCUCUAGGCUAUGCUAUGCGAAUGGCAUUAGAGUCUCGAUUGAUGACAUUCGAGGAACUUGGUCAACAACUACGCAAUAUUAGUCGUAACAAAACGAAUUCAAGUAUUUUCAUCACUCAAUCGAAUAUUUUUACAGCAUUGCCAAUACAAUAG